UAUCUCCAUACGUCAGUCAGCAUGGCUCUGAGAAAGGCUCUGGACGUCGUUUUCUGCUGCUACUUUGUCUUCCAGAUUCCUUCCACCGUGUUGCUCGACACGCAGGCGCUGUUUCCCUCCUGGGUCUACCCGCAGUGGUUGCAAAACAUGCAGGUUUCCUACGUUGAAGGUUUCCGUGAUCCCUACAUGGCUGACCCGAGUUCUUUCCCUUGGUUCAUGGCCACGUGCGUGGUUGAGUUCUCCCUAGAAAUCCCCUUCUUUUUCAUUGCUGCUUAUGCGUAUUUCUACGGUGCGCAGCGUUGCCCCUGGAUACGGCUACCGUCGCUGAUGUACAGCGUCCACACUGCAACGUCAGUCCUCGCUGUCAACUUCACCACGUGGCUGCACGACUUUACUGUGUACAAGGUGCCAGGGCCACGUGACGCUACGGAGAGGAUAAGGCUGAUCUGCGUGUACGGCUUCUUCUUCGUUGUGUGUGUCCUCAACAUCUUCGACACCUGCUUGAGCUCGGCGUACCGCGGAGACAAGAUGAAGACGAUCUGAUGCACUGCCCCAAACACAACAAAGCGAUGCUGCGUCCAUCGGCAGGAUGUGCACAGCGUCGUUUUCCCCAACGCAUAUGAUUCUACAGAUAUGUCACAGAGUGAAAACAUUAUGUGUAGUGAGAUAUCUCACGGAAUGUCAGCUUCAUGUCCGCUUGAUGUAUAAUGAAACAUGUUAUGGGAUGUCUGCUUGAUGUAUAAUGAGACAUGUUACGGGAUGUCAGCUUGAUGUAUAAUGAGACAUGUUACGGGAUGUCCGCUUGAUGUAUAAUGAAACAUGUUAUGGGAUGUCUGCUUGAUGUAUAAUGAGACAUGUUACGGGAUGUCAGCUUGAUGUAUAAUGAGACAUGUUACGGGAUGUCUGCUUGAUGUAUAAUGAGACAUGUUACGGGAU
Molecule: messenger RNA, 936 nt
Organism: Haliotis rubra (blacklip abalone)
Lineage: Eukaryota; Metazoa; Mollusca; Gastropoda; Lepetellida; Haliotidae
Product: sigma intracellular receptor 2-like
Exons: 3
Coding region: 22-543 (173 amino acids)
Cellular component (GO): endoplasmic reticulum
Source: RefSeq, a predicted model, not a curated record